Molecule: messenger RNA, 3787 nt
Organism: Brassica napus (rape)
Lineage: Eukaryota; Viridiplantae; Streptophyta; Magnoliopsida; Brassicales; Brassicaceae
Product: ETHYLENE INSENSITIVE 3-like 2 protein
Exons: 2
Coding region: 1956-3650 (564 amino acids)
Cellular component (GO): nucleus
Molecular function (GO): DNA-binding transcription factor activity; DNA binding
Source: RefSeq, a predicted model, not a curated record
UCUAAGAAUCAUUAUAGCGAUGAUACGUGGCUACCAUAAAAUGUUGUAAUGCUUUUCAAUUAAUAUAUAAGGAAUUAUAUUUUGCAAUGAGAAACCGACACUUUAUAGAUAUCAUCACUUGCCAUAAAUUUUACAAGAAAAUAGACAAUUAUUUUUUUCAAAAAAUUAAACAUAAAAUAAAAGGAUAUAAAUCUAAUAGUUUAUCUUUUACCUUUUUAGAUUAUAUGCUUUUACAUGUUUAGAAAGGAAUCAAGCUGUCAAUUUAGAUUUUGUAAUAGAACUGAAAUCUGACCAUAAACUUGGGUUCUUUUAAGGAAUUCUCAAAUAUUAAUAAUGAGUAUAUAAAUUUAGUCAAUGCUGCCAAAUUUUUUUUUCCCUUUUACUCUGCCAGCCUUUUCUGGUUUUUAAUCUACCAACAAAAUGAAUAAAAAUGUACUAAAAAAAUUAUCAGUAUUAUUAUCAAAAUUUUAUGCUGUACAUAAGAACUUUGUUAGUUAUUAUCCAUGAAAAAUGAGUAAAUAUUAGCGACUGAUCGCAAGUCGCAGAAACAUGCAAAUGAAUAGCGACAUUUUACAAAAAAUAUCAUUAUUAUUAUCAAAUUUUUAUGUUGGACAUAAUUACGUAUGUGCUUAAGCAUAUUAAUUUACCAGAGAAUAGAAGAUAACAUUGCGAUAAUUUUUGGAAAUAUAAAUAAUGAUAAAUCUUAUAGUAUAUAUUAACGAGUAUUUGCAAUACAUAAAAACACGUAUAUAUUAGCGAUUGAUCGCAAGCCGUAGCAACAUGCAAACAAAUAGCGACAUUUCAUAAAAAUAUAUAAUUAUUAUCAUCAAAAUUUAUGCUGGACAUAAUUACGUAUUUGGUUAAGCAUAUCAGGUUGCCAGAGAAUAGAAGAUAACAUUGCAAUAAUGUUUGAAAACAAAAAUAAUAAUAAAUCUUAUAGUAUAUAUUAGUGACUUUUUAGUUAUUAUUUGCAAACCAUGAAAAUGAGUAUAUAAUAAUGACUGAUCGUAAGCUGCGGCGACAUGCAAACGAAUAUGGAAUAUUAUGAAUUAUACAAUAAUAUUCCAUAUUCGUUAUUUGCUUAAGAAAUGUUAAUCUGAAAGACAAAAACCUUAUAAACAAACUUUUGGACAUAACAAUAGAUUAAAUAAUUGUGUUAGCUGCUAUAUUUAUUUAGUCCAAAAUUAUUUUUACAUAUUAUAUAAAACUUAUAUUCUAAAAAAAUAUUGAAGACACUACAAUUUUACAGUGAUAAUUGUUUUUAGUUUUUGCAGUUUUAAGACAAUAUCAACAUUUAACACAAAAAAUCUAAAAUACAUGUGCAUAUUUAUAAAAAUACCGUUUAAAAUCUUUUCCCGCGUAAAAUUGUUGCAAUUUUAUUUUCAAAAAACUGCUAUAUUUAUUUUCAUAAAGUGUCCGUUAAAUAUAGAUAAAUUAGUAAUGAAAAACCGUCAGUUAUUUUCGCUUUGAAAAUGAUAUAUAUCUUUGAUUAGCUAAAUGAUUUUCUUAUAGUUGACAUAAAAUUAUCUAAAUUUUAGUACAAUAAGUUCUGGUGAAAUUAUCAUUUUAUGGACUUGUUUUUUUUUUAUUAAAAACAAAUUAAUUUUAGUUAAAAAAAAAUCUAAAUUAUAAAUGGAAUGAAACUCAAAGAAGAUAUUGAAAACUUUAUAAAUAUCCUUCACACAAGGUUUGUGCCUCUUAAACUCUUAUCAUGACUCUUAAGGUUCUAUUAGUACCCAUUCAUAGUCUAAAUUAAUGCUCAUUAUUUAUAGAGAUACACAUCUAUAUAUAUAUAUCUCUCGUCUGUUUCUCUCUCUCUCUCUCUCUCUCUCUCUUUCUCUCUGUCUCCUGGGUCAAGUGGCUUCUUUGUUUUGAAUUAAGAGGCUGAAGCAACAACAACAACCAAAAGGUCUCAAGAGAUUUCUAGGGUGAGAUCAUCUUCUCUCCUCUGAAAAAUGUAUAACACCAAUAUAGGGAUGUUCCCCACUUUAGUAACAAGCCCUGUGCCUCGUUUCCCCGAAGGAGAGACGUGUUUCGCAUCGCUUAACACUACGUGCAACGACCCGACCGAAGAAGAAAUGGAGAUAGAGGAGCUUGAGAAGAAGAUCUGGAAAGACAAGCAGCGUUUGAAGCAGCUCAAGGAGAUGUCCAAGAACGGGCUAGGUAGAGCAUCGUUGAAGCAGCCUCCUGACGAUGAACAUUCGAGAAAGAGAAUGAUGUACCAGGCACAGGAUGGGAUCUUAAAGUACAUGUCCAAGACAAUGGAGCGUUGCAAAGCUCAAGGCUUCGUGUACGGCGUCGUUUUCCAGAACGGGAAAACAGUAACGGGGUCUUCUGACAAUCUCCGUGGAUGGUGGAGAGACCAAGUGAGGUUUGAUAGGAACGGACCAGCUGCUAUACUGAAGCACCAGAGAGAGAUCAAUCUCUCCGCCACUGAUGGAAAUGAGUUAGGAUACUCUGAGGAUGGAGGAGAAUGUACUGCACAUAAGUUGCUUGAGCUGCAAGAUACAACUCUAGGAGCUCUUUUAUCUGCUCUGAUGCCUAACUGCAAGCCUCCUCAGAGACGUUAUCCCUUGGAGAAAGGCGUGCCGCCGCCUUGGUGGCCGACGGGGAAAGAAGACUGGUGGGGUGAUCUGCCUUUACCCGAUGGUUGUAGAGGACAUCCUCCUGCUUACAGGAAGCCUCAUGGCCUCAAGAAGAUGUGGAAGGUUGGUAUUUUGAUUGGUGUGAUCAGACAUAUGAUGGCUUCAGACAUUAACGACAUAGCGAAGCUGGUGGGACGGUCUACGACUCUGCAGGAGAAGAUGACUUCAAGAGAAGGCUCUUUAUGGCUAGCUGCUUUGAACAGAGAGAAGGCUAUUGCUAGUCAGAGUCAGGAGCAGCCUUUAACCUUCUCAGAAGAAGAUGGAACUGGUGGCGAGACGGAUACUCUAUUCCCUGAACCAGCAGAUUAUGAUGUUGAAGGAAGUGUUGGGCCUCGUCAUCGUCUCAAUCGGCAGUUUCAUGGAUUUGACAACAACAACUUCAAUAGUGUUUAUAACAACAAGAGGAGGUUUGAAGGAGAGUCACUUCAUCCAGGAACGAACCUAACUUGUGAGAACAGUCCCUGUCCUUAUAGCAGACCAGAGAUGGGAUUCAAUGACAGGGUCUUAAGAGAGAAUCACCAAAUGACUUGUCCUUAUAAACAACCCACUGAACCCUUUUACCAACCCGCUGAACCCUUUGGUAUGCCUUAUCCGGAUUAUAACCGGAGUUUUUAUGGAAACAGACCGGAGAGCCAAGUGGGAAUGCAGCAGCAGCAGCAGCAGCAGCAAGUUCAGAGCAUUCCAGACAAUUUUACUCAAUCCAACAAUCUCUACAGACCAAAAGCAGCAGAAAGAGGAGGUAAUACUUCGGUGAUGAAUCAUAAUACCAACAAUGGCUAUGCGCAAACAGUAGGGAUGGAGAACUAUCAUAAGAAUACCAACAAUGGCUAUGCGCAAACAGUAGGGAUGGAGAACUAUCAUAAGAAUACCAACAAUGGCUAUGCGCAAACAGUUGGGAUGGAGAACUAUCAUCAGAAUACCAACAAUGGCUAUGCGCAAACAGUUGGGAUGGAGAACUAUCAUCAGAAUCAAGAUCAAGACUUGUCCAUGCCUUGGAUUCAGUGAAGAUAAAGCUUUAGUUUAUCUUGCUUUCCUUUCUAGCUUUGUUUCUUGCUUCUUCUUUUUUUUUUUGUCAUUGAACCUCAUUUUGGAUCUCUCUUCAUUGAACCAUAAAUAUAUAAAACUAACCAUAUUAAACAAGA